This is a messenger RNA of Aplosporella prunicola CBS 121167, 2652 nucleotides long. RefSeq lists its product as uncharacterized. The record is from RefSeq and is a predicted model, not a curated record. Gene Ontology annotation, biological process: DNA-templated transcription; regulation of DNA-templated transcription. The coding region runs from base 1 to 2652 and encodes 883 amino acids. Lineage: Eukaryota; Fungi; Ascomycota; Dothideomycetes; Botryosphaeriales; Aplosporellaceae. The transcript is spliced from 6 exons. Gene Ontology annotation, molecular function: DNA-binding transcription factor activity, RNA polymerase II-specific; zinc ion binding; DNA binding.
AUGCAGCGCCAGUCGCCCACGCAUCAGGAAACUCCGUCUGCAUCUCCCUCUGGCUCCAGCAGGGCGGGCCAUGCCCAUCCUCAUCACCCCGCGCCUUCGCGCAUCCGCCGCCGGAAUCGGCUAAUCACCUCAUGCCUCGAGUGCAGGCGGCGGAAGCUCAAGUGCGACAAGCAACACCCAUGCAGCAAUUGCACCAGAUUCUCCCGCGACUGUGUCUUCUUGGCUCCCGCCUUGGACGCGGCCUCGCAGCUCAAGCUGGCCGAGAUCAAAGAGAAGAUGGGCUCGCUGGAGCGCACCCUUGAAGAAGACAUAGCGAAAAGAACAACCGGGCGCUCUCGCUCCAGCUCGAGACUGGGCGCCCACCUGCCCGGUCUCGGCGAUGGCUCUAGUGAAGAGGAUCUGAGCGAUCCCGAAGAUGAGAGAGGCCUCGAGCCCACUCCCUUGGCCACUGUAGAUGCCGCAUAUGAUGACAAUGCCGACGACAAUUUCGUCGACCUAGGCGUGCAGUUUGGAAGAAUGAGAAUCACGGAGAGAAUCGGCGGCUUCGUACGGCCGAAGCUCGCGCAGGAGGUUGCUGAAGCCAUCACAGAAGUGCCAGACUUGCAGGGUCCAAUGCAGCCACACCCUCUUGCCCCUCAGGUCCACCCGAGUUCGUAUCUGGUUCCGGGUCCGGAUUACCUGGCUCCUUCAGCAAGUUUUUUCUUUGCCCCUUCAGUUCGGAAGAGCAACCUUCUUCAAUCUCUUCCAGCAAAGUCCAUGGCAGAUACGUUGCUCAAGCGAUAUUGGGUGGCCGUGCACCCUAUAGCGCCAACGGUCCAUCGCCAGUCGUUUGAGAGACAGUACGCUUCCUUUUGGAAAGACAUUGCAACCGGGGUCGAGCCAAGAGCGUCAUUGCAAUCUCUAGUGCUCGCAGCGAUGCUUUCUGCAGCAGUCAGUUUGUCGGAAGAGACGGUUACGAAUGAGUACGGGACCUCUAAAGCCGAACUUGUCGACAGUUUCAAAGAGGGCACGGAGGCUGCAUUGUCACGAGCAAAUGUCGUGCGAACCACAAAGUUUGAAACCUUGCAGGCCUUUGUCAUGUACUUGAUACCUCUCUGCCGCACUGAGAUCUCUCGUGCCCAUUCUGCCCUCACUGCCAUGGCUAUCAGACUGGCAGAAUGCAUGGGGCUUCACCGCGACGGAACGCAUUAUGCAAUGCACCCGGUUGAAACCCACGUGCGGCGGCUUGUCUGGUACCAACUAUGCUUUCUUGAUAUCCGAGUCUGUGAAGCCAGUGGCCCACGACCGCAGAUCCGAGAGGAUGACUUCGACACUAAAUUCCCGUUGGACGUUGAUGAUGCUGAUUUUGAAUCGGAAAAACCCCCCGCGAAAGAUUCAGAUCGCUUUACCGACAUGACCAUCGCCCGCAUGCGGUUCGAGUGCAACGAAAUGAGCCGGUUGGUGUGGUUUGAAAGACCGCGUAUCGAAAAGAAGCAAACGAGCUUAACUGCCGUGUUGGCGAAAAUCCAAAACUUCAGAAACGCCAUGGAAAAGCGAUAUCUGCCACUGUUGAACAAUAAAAACCCCGUGCACUCGCAGUGGCAGCUGGUGUACAACAUUCUGUCUCUGAAGCUGAUUAUCACCGUUCUGCAUCGAUAUAGCAGCAACGUAAACCGCUUCAUGCCCGAGCGACUGAGACACAUGGUUCUCAGUUCAGGGACGCUGAUGUUGGAAAGUGCCAUUGCGCUUGAGCAGUCGCCUUUAUUGAGACCGUGGGCUUGGUACAGUGGAUCCUAUCAACAAUGGCAUACAGCCCUGCUCCUUCUCUCUGAGCUCUACGCCAAAGAUCCUAACCCGUCGUACGAAGAGCGCGUGUGGCGCUGUCUCGACUAUGCCUUUGACCUGCCACCCAACAUCUCCAUACUCGAAAAGGCCAGAUACGUCCUCAGCGGCAUCCGCGACCGCACUCUCGUCUACCAAAGCAUGCGCAAGAUGCGCGCUCCAAUGACCAUGGAGCAGCCCACGACAAUCGGCGGACCCCGCCCCCUGGCCGCCGACUCUAGUCCGCGCAUCUGGUACCCGAACCUGGCACGGAGCGCACGUGCGCGCAUGACGCCGUCGCCGGGCGACGUCAGUGGCACCAACAGCACUGCAACAACACCCCCCGCCCCCGCCACACCGAUGCUCGGCCAGCCCCAGUUGACACCAACGACGGCUGCGGGCAUUUAUCCGGCCGCUGCAGCUUACGCACGCCAGAACUUCCAGGCUGCGCGCGACGCGUACGUCGCGUCGAGCGCGCCGCCGCCGCACUUGCAUGGCGCCAUGGCUAGCUACCACAGCAGCCCGGAUAGCAGUGUGGGGGUUCCGCGGGGUGGUGAGUAUGGGGUUGUUAGCGGUGGUGGUAGUAGCCCGGGCGAUGAUACAAUGCUUGAUAUUGACUGGAACGAGUGGGACAGGCUGUUCCCACAGAACAUGGGCGCGGCAGGGGAUAUGUACAUUCCCAAUUUCAAUUUCCCGUCGGUGGAAGACAUGACGAGCUGGGGGCAGCAGAUGGGGCAGCAGCAACAACAACAACAACAACAACAACAGCAGCAGCAGCAGCAGCAGCAGCAAUUGCCGUCUCAUCAGCAACAUCAGCCGCAGAGGCUGCAUCCGCAUCCGCAGCAGCAGUAG